Molecule: messenger RNA, 980 nt
Organism: Larimichthys crocea (large yellow croaker)
Lineage: Eukaryota; Metazoa; Chordata; Actinopteri; Sciaenidae
Product: forkhead box protein H1-like
Exons: 3
Coding region: 92-958 (288 amino acids)
Biological process (GO): regulation of DNA-templated transcription
Molecular function (GO): DNA-binding transcription factor activity; sequence-specific DNA binding
Source: RefSeq, a predicted model, not a curated record
CAGCUGACCACUUCAGGUCCACAUCUGCACUCAGUGAGGUUGUGAUCACACUGCUCUGUGUGUGGGACUUUCUGAUUCUCCAACAAACAAGAUGCAGAACAGGAUGGAGAACUUUGGAGCUCAGCAGCAUCUGUUCAGGAAGAGCACCACCUACCUGGCUAAGAUCGCUGUCGUCCUCCAAGACGCCCCAGACAAGAUGCUCACUUUUACUCAGUUGAUGGACAAGCUGACACCACUAAUCUCUGAAGACAGAAAAUCUGUUGAGAACAACAUCAGAGUCUGUCUAUCAACCAACAAAUGUUUUGUCAAGAUUCCAGUGGUUCCAGAUUCACUGGACAGCAAGAGAAACUACUGGAAACUGGACCCCAGCCAGAUCACAGCAAAGAUGGUGCGUCGUCACUUCAAAGGAAUCCUGCAGCUCUUCCCUGAGUUGGCCUCCAAAGUGGAAAUGGAGACCACGAGCAGACCAUCAGAGCACUGCUCAGCUCUCCAUUCUCCUGAACCUGCAGCCUGUGGAGCUGUUCAGAUCAGAUGUGAGGUGAAGUUCAGCAGUCCUUUCUCCAUUGAAUCCCUCCUGAAGAGAGACAGUCCCUCUGCUCGGACCUCCAGAGCUUUUCCUCUGUCCAAUGUGCCGGUCAGAGCAGAGCAGCAGCCUCGGUCUACACAUGGACGAGUUGGGACAAAGAGGAGCUUGAUCUGGGACUCUGAGGAGCCUCUCCUCCUUCAAGCUUCAGCUAGAAGUUCACCAAUGUGUUCAACAGGGGGCAGCACACACCAGGGACUCACUGCUAAUGGAGCUGCUAAGCCCAUCAAGAAGAGGAUGCAUGUGUACACUGAGGCCUCAUUCCCCGUCUACACAAGAGCCAGUGCUGCUCCUUAUUUCAGCAGUCCACACAGCAGUUACAUCACAUACUCUGUACCCACAUUUACCCACGACGCUCUCCGUUUUUGGCUGUAAUGUGUCGACAUACCAGACAAAC